AUGGCCUCUGUUCUCGCAACCGGUUUUGUAUUGAUCGCUGGUAUCGCCGCUCUCCCAACAAAUGGUCUUCACAAUCCUCAAGUUUCAAGAAAUUUGAAUGGAAGAUCGGACCCAGUUCCCGGUGAAUCACCUCUGUUUGCGACCUACUUGGGCAAAGAAACGCCUCUUGAACCCAAAUAUCUCAAACCCAUCCCUGCCAUCGAGCCAGCCGGCGGAAACGUUUCUUCUGUAAACGACGAUAACCUCUUUCAAAACCUCCUCAGUGCCGAGUGGGCAAUUUACAGCUUUUAUCAACAAGGCGCUGAGGCUUUUUCAACAGCAGACUUUACGAAACUCGGUCUGCCCAACACCACCUAUGACCGCAUCCAACAGAUCCGCGACAACGAGGCCGGUCAUAUACGCAUUUUCCAGGACAGUAUUUCCAAUCAGUCCCUCAAACCAGGGCCUUGUCAGUAUGACUAUGGCUUUGACAACAAUGCCGAGACAUACCUGGCAACACAAGUCUUGCUAGAGCUUUCUAGCAUGGCCUUUCUUACAGGGCUCAUCGACCAGGCCAAAUUGAGCGCUACAAAGUCGGCUUUGGUUGCGAUUGCUGAAACUGAAUCUCGACACAACUCGUGGGCAUUGAUUGACGUCUGGAACGUGAACCCAUUCGCUGGCCCGUCUGACACCGUCUAUCCAUAUGCGAACCAGAUUCUUGAUCUCACAAAUUCGCUCAUCGUGCCAGGAAGCUGUCCAAAGGAGAACCCUCCUUAUCCAUCUCCAAAUCAACAUCUCCCGUCGCUGGAGUUUGUCCGGAAUUUUACGACUGGUCACCCUGGCGCUCAUAUCCAAUUUACCUUCCCCGAUGAGACAAAUCAGCCGAUUUUUAACAGCGACAAGGAAUACCAUGCAGUCUUUUUCCAUGGAGUGAACAACAUUACCGUACCAUUUGAUACCGCUCAACACACUUCUCGUAUCCCAGAGCAAUUUGACAAGAAGGUCGGGUUGAUUUUGGCCGUUAUUGCGAGUGAACCUGGAGCGCCGACUGAGGAUACUGUUAUUGCUGGGCCACUGAUUUUGUUACAGCAGCCAGAAUCAUUGACACUUCUGGUCUCUUGA
This is a messenger RNA of Talaromyces rugulosus, 1101 nucleotides long. RefSeq lists its product as uncharacterized. The coding region runs from base 1 to 1101 and encodes 366 amino acids. The transcript has a single exon. The record is from RefSeq and is a predicted model, not a curated record. NCBI's taxonomy places the organism in Eukaryota, Fungi, Ascomycota, Eurotiomycetes, Eurotiales, Trichocomaceae.